Messenger RNA from Mangifera indica (mango), 2075 nucleotides. Its product is annotated as aspartyl protease family protein 1-like. Gene Ontology annotation, molecular function: aspartic-type endopeptidase activity. The record is from RefSeq and is a predicted model, not a curated record. Bases 273 to 1826 code for a protein of 517 amino acids. The transcript has 10 exons. NCBI's taxonomy places the organism in Eukaryota, Viridiplantae, Streptophyta, Magnoliopsida, Sapindales, Anacardiaceae. Gene Ontology annotation, biological process: proteolysis.
UCACAGCGAGAGAAAUUGAGAGAUUUUGACUUCCCUCCUUCGACUUAUUUAUCAUCAGCGAUCUCUUUAACACCAAACUUCAACUCAACUCGCCUUGGAAACUCAACUCACAAGGUGAGCUGAGCACGAACGCGUCAAUUCACUUUAAAUCAAUCUUCACAUUUCAAUCUCUCAUCACAAUUUUCUUUUCUUUUAGUUAUUUUUCUUCUUCCACUUCACCUUUUCUUUUUUUCCUUCACAAAAUUCUCCGCCUGCUCCUCCUCUUCUGAGCCAUGGCUGAGGCUAUCUGUUUCACCUCUCUUUUUGUUUUGCUAAUGUUAUUGUGCUGCGCCACGUGUUCGUACGGGUUCGGUACUUUCGGCUUUAGCAUCCAUCACCGUUUCUCGGAUCCCGUUAAGGGAAUCAUGGCCGUUGAUGACUUACCGGAGAAAGGAAGUUUCUCUUACUACUCUGCUCUGGCCCACCGUGACCGCGUGUUUCAUGUUCGUGGCCGUGGACUUGCAACGGCAAGUGAUCAAACGCCGUUAACUUUUGAUUAUGGCAACGACACUUACCGACUCAAUUCCCUUGGAUUCUUAUAUUAUGCCAAUGUUUCGUUGGGUACGCCAGCUUUGUGGUAUUUGGUGGCGCUAGACACCGGCAGUGACCUGUUCUGGUUACCAUGUGAUUGUAGCAGUUGUGUCCGUGGCUUGAAUUCUACAUCUGGGGUAAUAAAAUUCAAUAUCUACAGCCCUAAUGCAUCAUCAACAAGUUCAAAGGUUACUUGUAACAGCUCCUUAUGUGAAACCCAAAGCCAAUGCACUUCAGCUACCAGUAAUUGUCCUUAUCAAGUUCGUUAUGUUUCUCAAGGCACUUCAUCAACUGGGUUCUUGGUUGAGGAUGUGCUGCACUUGAUCACAAAUGAUAAUAAACCUAAAGCUGUCAAUCCUCGGAUUACAUUUGGAUGCGGUCGUGUUCAAACUGGUUCGUUUUUGAGUGGUGCAGCUCCUAAUGGUCUAUUUGGGCUUGGUAUGGACAAGCAAUCAGUUCCUAGCAUCUUAGCAAGUGAGGGACUAAUACCAAAUUCCUUUUCCAUGUGCUUUGGGGCUGAUGGUCUUGGGAGAAUCAGCUUUGGAGACCAAGGUAGCUCAGGCCAAGGAGAAACACCAUUUUCUCUUAGUCAGUCACAUCCAACAUACAAUAUUACCAUCACUAAUAUUGUUGUUGGGGGUUCUGCCGCUGAUCUAGAAUUUACUGCAAUAUUUGAUUCUGGUACUUCCUUUACAUACUUAAAUGACCCAGCUUAUACACAAAUUUCUGAGAGUUUCAAUAACAUGGCUCAAGAAAAACGAUUUACUACUCAAACCUCUGAUCUCCCUUUUGACUAUUGUUAUGUCUUAAGCUCAGACCAAUCUAACUUCAAUUAUCCAACGGUAAAUUUAACAAUGAAAGGUGGUGACCCAUUUUACGCCAAUGAUCCAAUAGUACUCGUUUCCACCUCUGAUGGUAUCAAUCUGUAUUGUCUUGGUGUUGUCAAAAGUGAUGAUGUGAACAUUAUUGGACAAAACUUCAUGACUGGUUAUAAUGUAGUCUUCGAUCGAGAUAAGAACGUUUUGGGAUGGACACCCUCUAACUGUUACGAUGAAAGCACUACCUACAUUUUGCCAGUUAGCCCUCCUACAAAAUCUGCAGUUCCACCAGCUAUUGCUGUCAAUCCAGAAGCCAGAACUGGGAACAAUAGUAACUCGACAAUAUCGGGACCACCUGCUGGAAGUCAUUCAUCUAAGUUGCACCCUUUCACUUGUGCUAUUAUGAUGCUUCUUAUUUCCUUGUUAGUCACCGCCUGAUCUUUCUUUCCUUAUCCUGAGAAUUUCUUUUAACUCGGUAUCAUAUUGGUGUUGGUGGUAAUUUUUUCCUGGAAAAAUGACAUGCCCUCGGAAGCAUUAUUUCCUUCUCAUUUUUUCGGAGUUGGUGGCAUUAUUUAAAGACAUCGGGUUGUAAAUAUAUCGACAGUAUGAACAAAGAUCAGAGAGACUUUGCAUUUGGCAGGUUAUAUUUCCAUUUGUUAUAUUAUUAUAAUAUUAUUAUUUGUUUAA